AUGAUCAUUUAUAAUCUCCUAUAUAUAGUUACGCACUUAAAAUAGGCUUUUUAGGAUUUGCUUCAUAUAAAAUUUAUCAGAGGAUCCCCUUUUUUCUUAGAUGGAGAAAGUAUCAAAGCUAUAUGUCAGGAAUUAAACAUGCAGAAGCAAAAGAUUCAGUUUCAAACAAAAUUAUUUGCUACUAAGGCAAUCUAAAUUUUGACAGCUCCAAAUAAAUUAAAGAUUUACUAUUUGGUGUUACUUCGUAAUAAAAUUUAGGACUUUACAGAAAAGUAGAGAUAUUUAGAACUCUUGGUAAAUAAAAAAAAUAAGAUUGGUAUAAUGUAAAUUAUCUUGAUGAAGAAAUGA
Messenger RNA from Tetrahymena thermophila SB210, 348 nucleotides. RefSeq lists its product as hypothetical. The record is from RefSeq and is a predicted model, not a curated record. Lineage: Eukaryota; Ciliophora; Oligohymenophorea; Hymenostomatida; Tetrahymenidae. The transcript has a single exon.